Gadus morhua (Atlantic cod) is the source of this 1824-nucleotide messenger RNA. RefSeq names its product perilipin 6 (gene plin6). NCBI's taxonomy places the organism in Eukaryota, Metazoa, Chordata, Actinopteri, Gadiformes, Gadidae. The record is from RefSeq and is a predicted model, not a curated record. The transcript is spliced from 3 exons. The coding region runs from base 214 to 1278 and encodes 354 amino acids.
CCCCCAGGCCUGGAGUGGGAGCGCCGGGUGCAGGAGUUUGAGGAGCAGGAUGAGGGGGAGGAGCCGGGGCUGUGGACGCGCUUCAGGGGGCUGCUGCUGCGGCUCAGCCUGCAGCUCUACCACCGGCUGCAGAGGCAGAGGGACGCCCUGACCACCGUGGCCCAGGGCCUGAAGGAUAGGGCCGCCCGGGUGGGUCUGGGCCGGGUGGUGGACAUGAUGGGCUUGCAGCUCCGUCAGCUGCAGCUGUUCCUGUCGGCGCUGGCGCUGCAGACGGGGGCCCUGCGGGGCCUGGCCCUGACCCAGGUCCGGGCCCAGGCCGGCCUGCUGGCCGAGCUGGACCUGGUGGGCCAGCUCCGGGGUCUGCCCCACAGGGCCACCGAGGUCCUGGUGGACCUGCAGGAGCUCACCAUGGUCCUGCUGCAGUUCCUCAUCAACUCCAGCCCCCUGUACGCCAUGCUGCAGCAGCCUAGCGACCAGGACGUGGAGGACUUCCUGAACCAGGAGCGCUUCACCACCCAGAUCGCCCCGCGCCGCGACUCCACCAGCAGCCUGUUCCUCAAGGCCAUGGACGGCCGGCCACGCCGCCGCAAGAGCCUGUACUCCCGGGCGCGGCUGGGCUCCGGCAGCGCCGCCAACCCCCAGGGGGCCGGCGCGGCCACGCCCGGCAUGCCCAACGGCGGGGGCCCGGACCCCGGGAAGUGCCCCCCCGUCACCCCUCAGCGCAGGCCCUCUGCCACCGAGCUGCUGCUCAGCCCCAUCCUACAGUUCGUGUCCCAGGGCCAGAAGGCCUUCGACUACCUGAGCCCCACCGGCCCGGCGGACCAGGGCGGGGCCGGGGCCCUGGUCCCCGAGGCCGAGGGGGCCGGGGUGGCGGAGGAGAAGGAGGUGGCUGAGGAGGAGCGCCCUCCGGUUACCGCCCAGCGGAGACCGUCCGCCAUCGAGGUGCUGCUCAGCCCCAUCCUACAGUACCUGAGCCCCGCCCUGCCCGCGGAGCAGGACAAGGAGGAGGACGAGGACGAGGAGGAGGAGGAGGAGGAGGAGGGGGCCAGGCUGGCCGAGGAGGAGGAGGUGGAGGAGGAGCUGAAGGAGGAGGUGGAGGAGCUGAAGGAGGAGGUGCAGGAGGAGGAUGAGGAGGCUGAGGAGGAUCGCCCUCCCGUUACCGCCCAGCGAAGGCCGUCCGCCAUCGAUGUGCUGCUCAGCCCCCUCCUACAGUACCUGAGCCCCGCCCUGCCUGCGGAGCAGGACAAGGAGGAGGAGGAGGAGGAGGACGAAGACUGAGGAGGCCGGAGACUGAGGGGCCCACUGCGGUGGGGCCCCCCACCUCCACAGCAGGAUGUGCAAGUGCUGGGAGGGGAGGAAGAGGAGGAGGAAGAGGAGGAGGGAGAGGAGGGGGUGCCUUUGUCAACAGGCAUAUGGGUCGAUUAGCUUAGAGCCUCAACCAGUCGUUGGGGCUCAGUGUCGUGUUGUCCGUGGUGACGGGGUAGGAACACAACACUGUGAUCCUCAACACGCAUCCAGAGCUCCACCUUUGAACCACCUUAAACUCCUGAAUACAACUAUUUACUAUAGGGAUGUUUUCAGUAAAUACAGAUAUUAUACGUUCAGUUCAUCAGGUCAUGUGAUGUUUCUAGCAGAAGCAGCCAGAGGAUGUGUUAGUAAGGGGAUACGAAUGGAGGCUUAUUGACGGCAGUCGCUCACUGAUGUCAACUGUGGCUUCAGAGUGUAUGUAUUUAAAAAUAAAAUUGCAAUAUUAACCGUUUCCAUGUUCUACUGCCUUUAAUUUAAUAAUGAACCACAGAAUAAAUGUUCUACUCACAGAAAGCA